AUGUCCGACGACGAUUUCACCACAAAUAAUUGGGUGUGGGUUCCAGACAAGGACGAGGUAUUUGUUCGGGGCUACAUCUCCGAAUAUCUUGAAAAUGGCUUGGUGAAAGUCACCGUGAAAAACGGAGCUCAAGAAGUUGUUAAGGAAGUUGACCAGAAGGUUUUGGAGAACUGUAAUCCUUCCAAAUUUAACAAAUGUAAUGACAUGGCUGAACUCACGCAUCUCAAUGAGCCAUCUGUCAUCUACAACUUGUUUUUGCGCUACAAUGACGAUAUGAUCUACACGUAUUCGGGUCUUUUUUUGGUUGCUAUAAAUCCAUACAAAAAGUUGCCCAUCUACGAAUCAGCGGUGCUAAACAAGUUCCAUGUGGAGCUGCUGGACGAGCGCUUGCCGCCACAUAUCUUUGCCAUAGCAGAAAACACCUACCGGAACUUGGUGGCCAACAAAAAGGACCAGUCCAUUUUGGUGACGGGAGAAAGUGGAGCAGGUAAGACAGAAAACACCAAAAAAAUCAUCCAAUACUUAUCUUCGAUUUCCACCAGUGCAGACCAUCACGAUAUUCAUGAGAAGAUCUUGCGGGCAAACCCGAUUUUGGAAGCAUUUGGAAAUGCCAAAACUAUCAAAAAUAACAAUUCUUCCAGAUUCGGAAAGUUUAUCAAGAUCUUUUUUGAGAGCAAAGGAUUGAUAAGUGGCGCCAUGAUUGAGUAUUAUUUGUUGGAAAAGUCAAGGGUGCUGCACCAACUGAAGGAUGAACGGAACUAUCAUGCAUUCUACCAGCUUCUUAAAGGCAUGGACGAGAAUGACCUAAAAGAGAAGUACAACUUGACACAAAACAUCCAAGACUACAAGUAUUUGAGCAUGUCGAACGGCACAGUCCCGCAAAUGGACGAUACACGAGAGUUCCGUGUCCUUCGCGAGGCAUUCGAGAUUAUGGAGUUCACUGAAACCGAAGUGGAGAGCAUUUUCACGUGUUUGGCGCUGAUUCUCCACCUAGGAAACGUUGACUUUAUGUCCUGGAAGUCUGAGCAGGCGAACUUUUCAGCAGAUUCAAGAAUCGACUUGAUUGCUAAGAUGCUUGGUGUGGAUGAAGACAAAUUGUCCAGGAACCUUCUUCGUCCUAAAGUAAAGGCAGGAAGAGAAUUUGUUCAGAAGCUGCAGAGGGCCGCUGACGUGAAGAAUACUAUUGACGCCUUUGCCAAACACUUGUAUGAAAGGAUCUUUCAAUUCAUUAUCUCGCGGAUCAACAAGAGUCUUCUUGCGGAAGAGACCACUGGUGAGAACUUUAUUGGUGUUUUAGACAUUGCAGGAUUUGAAAUUUUUGACAUCAAUUCGUUUGAGCAGUUAUGCAUCAAUUAUACCAACGAGAAGUUGCAACAGUUUUUCAAUCACCACUCAUUUAUCCUAGAACAGAGUGAAUAUCUCAGAGAAGAUAUCCAGUGGGAGUUCAUUGAUUUCGGAUUGGACUUACAGCCCACAAUAGACUUGAUCGAAACAAAACGGCCCAUGGGUGUUUUGGAGAUCUUGAAUGAGCAGUGUAUAUUGCCAAAGGCAUCUGAGGAGACAUUCAUGAACAAGUUGCUCGAAACUUGGGGAAAUGGCGAAAGCAAGACUUUCCGCCCAAACAAGGUUCGUUCAGGAUUCAUCAUUGAUCAUUAUGCUGGGUUGGUGGAGUACAACAUUGAAAACUGGCUCCUGAAGAAUACCGACCCUGUCAGCAACAAUAUAUUGGAACUAUUACAGGAUUCCUCUGUACAAUUCAUCCGUGACUUAAUUUCCGAUGAUGAUCAUUUAGUUCCAAAGCUGGGAAAGACUCCUAAACUCAAGACGGUCUCCCAGAAGCACAAAGAGCAGUUAUCUUAUUUGAUGCUGCAGCUUGAAAGCACAGAGCCUCACUUCGUGAGAUGUAUUUUGCCCAACUUGUCUAAGCGCCCUAACAAAUUUGAUAAAGAAUUAGUCCUUCAUCAACUUCGAUGCAACGGUGUGUUAGAGGGUAUUAGAAUUGCCAGAGCAGGAUACCCCAAUAAGAUGACAUUUGAGGAAUUCUUCAAUAGAUAUUCAAUCCUCAAUUCCAGCGAAGUCGUUUUCACGAAAAACAUGAAAACGAAUAGUGAAAUCAUUCUCAAGCAUAUCCAGUUGGAUCCAGAAGUUUACAAGAUCGGUAUUACUAAAUUGUUUUUCAAGAAUGGCAUUCUCGGAAAGCUUGAAGAACUUCGUGACGCAGGUUUGAAGAAUGCUUUCACAUCCUUCCAAAGCAUGGUAAGAGGCCAGCUCGCAAGAAAGAGAAUAGAGAAACAAAUUGCGGUCAUUAGAGCAUCUCAAGUUCUUGCAAGAAAUUUUGAGAAGUUAGAUAAGCUUGUCAAUAAGGGUGAAAGUCCAUGGCUUAAGUUAUUCUUGGGCUUGAAACCAAUGCUUGAAGAAUCUGUCAAAGUCUUAGAUUCCAACGAGAUGAACGAAAGCUUAAAGAAAAUUAAUGGAAAGCUCAAAGAGACCGAAAAUGCUAAGGUUGCACUCAAGUCCGAAAACGACUCUUUGAAGGAGAGGUUGACGAGUUUGGAAGAUGAAAUAAUUAAAGCGAAUACGCAAGUGUCCGAAAAAGCAGAUAGGUUGAUGGUUUUGGAAAGAGAUCAAUCAUCCAAGAGUGCCAAGGUGGAGGAAGUUUCCAGACAGCUUACUGAGAUUAAAGCUGUGAAUGAAAAACUUGGGAAGGAGAGGGCAGAACUCACCUCUAAACUUGAAGAAUCGAAAAGCAAAAUUGAGAUGAUGGAUGAGCAAUUCAAGAAAUUGAACUCUGAACUCGAAACAAACAAACAAGCCGCAGAUAGCCUUCAAAAGGAUAUCAGGGAGUUGAAACAGGUUAAAAACGAGCACGAGGAGGCAAAAAUCAAAAUUGCUGACCUUGAAAAGGAAGCUACAUCCCUAAGGGCAUCGGUUGCUGAGAAGAGCAAUGUGUCUCAGUCCCAAAUCGAUAAGCUCGAGCUCAAACUCAAAGAAUUCACCAGCAUUUCCAUUGCCUAUGAUGAAUCCAGAAAGUCCGUUGCAGAUCUUCAGGAGCAACAUUCUGAUAUUUCAAAGAAACUUAAAGAAUCACAGUACGAAACUGACAAAUACAAGUCUGCCCAUGAAGAUCAUUUGUCACAAAUUGCGGAUUUGAACACUCAAAAGACAGCACACGAGCAGAAGUCAACCGAAUUAGCCAGUCAAAUCAACCAAUUAAAGGCAGACUUCGAGAAGAAGAUCGAUCGUUUACAAAAUGAGUCCUCAGAGCUUACAAAGUUGAAAGCUCAGUUGACAAAAACGAUUGAAAAAGUCGAAUAUUUGGAAGGUGAAUUACGGGAGAAAAAAUCUGGAUACAUCGACCUUUCAAGGCGUCAUCUGGAGCUUGAACGCAAGUACGAGGUUCUCAAUGUUCAACUCGAGGAGUCGAAGUCCUUAGAGAAGAUGCUUUUGGAGGAGAAAAAUAAAAACUCACAGUUGCUUGAACAAAUUGAAGGAGAAAAAAGCAAACUCUCACAGAAAGUCAAAGAGUACGCUUCACUUGAACGAUCUUUAGAGAACUUGAAGCAUGAAACUCAAUAUUUGUCUCGAGCCAAGACAGAGUACCUGGAACAGAUCACAAAGUUGAAAGAAGACGUCCUUACUUUGCAAGAAAAGCUUCACGACAAGGAGAAUAGACCCCCAGCAGAAUAUCGUAUGGAUCCAAAGACAAUGGAAGAAUUUGCUAAUCUUAAGUUGAAGCUUAAUGAAUCGAAUGCUGCCGUUAGGCGGGAAAAGUUCGAAAACCAAAAGCUUUCUCAAGAGGUGAAUCUUUUGAGAAAAAAAGUGGAUGAUACAUUUGAGAGUCCUCUGAAACGCAGUGAGCUCAGGCGGUCAUUGGCAUGUAGUGAGGAUCUUAAGUUCAUGCAAGUGAACGAGUCCAGAUAUGCAAUUGAAAUCAAAAACUUGACCGGUCGUUUGCAGCAAGAGGAAGCAAAUGUAUCAAGAGCUGAAAACUAUGCCAUAGAACUACAAAAGAAGCUCAACAAGCUUCAAAUGUCUAGAGGAAUCAAUGGUUUCACUGACUAUGAAUCGAAAUUCAAGGAUGCCCAGCAUCAAAUUGCAGACCUUGAAAAGAAGCUUGGAAAUGCUUUGGAUGUGUCAGGCUCAUCUCUGACACCUGAUACCGUCUCUCGGAGCUCAAGUAUUGGCACUAUUAAUUCGUACACGGGGUCAGGGGACUUUGCGAAAAUAUACAAGGACAUAACCAAAACUCUCAAGGUGACGAGGGAAGAGUUGAAUGUGUCGAAGGGAGAAGUGUUGAGACUAAAGUCUUUAUUGCGAGAUAGCGAAGACGAGCUCUAUGAACUUAAAAAGUCCAACGUUAAAACGUCUAUCAGUGACUAUGAACGCGAGUUGGCUCGAGUCAAUGUCAAUAAUGAAACUUUGACCAAAAAGCAGGAGGAACUCCAACAAGCAGUGAAGAAAUACAAGAACAGAAGUGAGGAGUAUUAUGCCAAACUCGAGCUAGCAGAGUCGGCUGUUUCAAUCAGUAAAAGACACGAGCAGCAGUACCGCAAGGAGUUGGAAGAGAAGACCACUGAAUUAAUGCUUGUGAAGGAGGAAAUCCGUGCAAGUGAGAAAGUCAUCAAGCAGUUACGAAUGGACAAAAAUAGCUUGGAUGGGCAGUUGGCUGAACAGCGCCAUAAAGCGGAACAGUUAACCAACCAGAUCAAGAGUUCCGAAGAGCAAUUACGUUACUUGAAUGACAAUUACAGCGAGCGCAAGAACACCAUCCACGAAUAUAAGGAGGAAAUUAGAACACUUCACCAGGACCUCAAGUUCAAGUUAGAGAAGGAGACAGAGAUCAUCAAAGAGAACAAGAAGAUCAAGAUCGAGAAUGAGGAAUUAUCCCGUGUGAAGAAGGAUGUUCUUGCAGAAAAUGAGGAAGUUAACGAGGAGAACGAGAAACUCUUGAAGCAAAACGAAUCCUUGACGACCCAAGUUGAGCUGUUGAAGAACACCAAGCAAGUGAACGAACGGAAACUUGAGCAAAGCAACAAACAGAUAGAAGCAUUAAAGGAGCUCAUUGAAGAGAAUGGACGCCAAAUUGAAAGAAUCAAUAUUCUCAAUGGUAAUCUCGAAAGCACUAAAACUCGAUUGGAGACGACACUUGCCGAUGUUGAGGAUCAGCUCAAGGAGUGCAACUUGAACUUAAGUUUGGUUCGCGGACACAACGAAACGUUAGAAUCAGACAAGCAACAAUUGAAGGAAGAGCUUGAGGUGGUUCGUCUGAAGUGGGACACAAGUGAUGGCCAAUACAAGACUGCUCGGACAGAUAACUUGGUAAUUGUGCAAGAGAAUGAGACGUUGAAGAAUGUCAAUCAAGAGCUCAAGAAGAAGGUUGGAGAGUUGGAAGAGAAGCUUUAUUCCAAUGAACAGCUCAAAUAUUUGGAGGAUAACAUCAGUAAGCUUAAUGGCGAGGUGGACAAGUUGAAGCAAGAAAUCUUCGACCAUGAAUCACGCGAGCAGACACUUGCUAAGCAAGUGAAGGGUCUUGAGUAUGAUAAUAACAUCAAAAAUACGCAAAUGAAGCGGUACAAUGACGAAAACUUCAACUACCAGAAUAUGAUUGGUCAGUACAAGAGCAAGGUGGAGUUUCUUCAUCAAGAGAACAGUGAGAAGGACUUGAAGAUCAAGGCUCAGGAGCGGGAACUUUCGGAAAUUCGAGAGAAGCUUCUCGUAUUUGAGAAGGAUUCGCUCACUACGCAUUUCUAG
Messenger RNA from Sungouiella intermedia, 5751 nucleotides. The record is from the annotation of a GenBank genome assembly. Lineage: Eukaryota; Fungi; Ascomycota; Pichiomycetes; Serinales; Metschnikowiaceae.